AUGAGGGCAGGCCGCGCCGGCGCCGGCGGAGGCUCCGGCGCACGCGCACACCGACGGCCGUCCCUUUCCGCGGUCAUGGCGCGCCGCCCGAGCGAGCGGGACCGCGACACCUCAUUAUCACAGCGCCGACUCGUGAACACCAAUAGACCGAGGAGUAGGGACAAAAUAUUCGACCUUCACUUUACGCGCACCCACACGGGCGCGCAGGCGCCUCGCCACGAGCGCACACAUGCGCACCUCGCGAAUUGCUCGCCGCCGUCGCUCCGCGCCGUUGUGCUACUUUUGACAAUUUUUCCAGAAAAC
This is a messenger RNA of Iphiclides podalirius (scarce swallowtail), 303 nucleotides long. The record is from the annotation of a GenBank genome assembly. NCBI's taxonomy places the organism in Eukaryota, Metazoa, Arthropoda, Insecta, Lepidoptera, Papilionidae.